Amborella trichopoda is the source of this 579-nucleotide messenger RNA. The record is from RefSeq and is a predicted model, not a curated record. Lineage: Eukaryota; Viridiplantae; Streptophyta; Magnoliopsida; Amborellales; Amborellaceae.
AUGGUCCGUGCCCUCGCUAUUGUCAAUACCGCCGGCCCCACCAAGGGCCAGGCAGUAGCCCUCCAUGUCCAAUCCAACUUAGCCGCUUUUUUUAGGCUCAAUAUCAUAGCCUACCAAGACACCCUCUACGCCCACUCCCUCCACCAUUUCUAUAGGGACUGUCACAUCUAUGGCACCGUUGACUUCAUCUUCGGUAAUGCGGCCGAAGUAUUCCAAAAUUGUCACUUUUUUGCAUGCAGGCCGAUGCCGAAACAGAAGAACAUGAUAACUGCUGAUGGCAGGUUUGAACCCACACAAGAAACUGGAUUUAUCUUUCAGAAUUGUACCAUUCAAGCCUCUCCCGACCUAGAGGCUGUGAAGGGAAAUUUCUCCACUUAUUUGGGAAGGCCAUGGAGAUCACAGGCUAGGGUGACGGUCAUGCAGUCCUAUUUGGGGAUACACAAAGGGAAGGAUGAGGUGGGGGGAUUGAAGGUGGAUGGGGAGGUGAAGAAAGAGGUGUGGAAGUUCACAGUGGCUGAGUUCAUACAGGGGCAGUUGUGGCUGAAGGCUGCCGGGGUGCCCUUCAAGGCAAGGCUAUGA